Molecule: messenger RNA, 20138 nt
Organism: Xyrichtys novacula (pearly razorfish)
Lineage: Eukaryota; Metazoa; Chordata; Actinopteri; Labriformes; Labridae
Source: the annotation of a GenBank genome assembly
CCCUUUUCUCUUGGACCAGCAGUCCAGUCAGUUCCUCUCUCCACUCUGGCUGAAGUUAGUGCCUGGUGUCGUGACGAACAGAAAGCAGCAUGAAAGAGAAAGGUAGACAAUUUCACGGCAAUGUGAACACAUGAUUGUGUGUGUGUGUGUGUGUGUGUAGUGGAGGAAGGACAGUGAGUGUGUUUGGUUUUUCUCAUGAUGUCCUCUGUUUGUCUUUGUGUCUGUGAGUUUAUGGUGCUUUGUUAGUAAGUCAUCAUUCUGUGAAAUCAGCUGUCACUUUUAGUAAUUCUGGCUUAAUGGAAUCAUUUUAAUAUUUCUCUAUUUUUGAACUUUUACUGCUGUUUCCUACCUGAUGUUUGGAGGUGCCAUUUGAUUGUUUUAAACUUCAUAGAAAGUAUUAUUAUCUUGUCUUGGUGCGAUAAUGGUUUGUGUGACAUUUUCUUCUACUUCUGUGUUUUAAGAAGCACUUUUUAAAGCCUGAAUUGUAAUACCUGGUAAAACUUGUCCUUUUGCUAUCCUGAAGCUCUGGUAAAAGAUUUCUAAUGACAAUAUGAGUUUUUUAAGUGCUGUAACUCUUUAUUUUUAAACUGUAAAGACACAAAAAUGUUGCCCAAAUCUAGACACUUAAUCUGGAGUUAAAAACUUUGGCUGCCAAGUGGGGAAAAGGUGCAGGCACAGCUGUCACAGCUAAUCGUACAUCAUCGUGGUUGGGUAAGACCAACAUGUGAUUUCAGCUAUUCAAAUACAACUGAACACAUGAAGUAUUUUACCUUAAUUAUGACAUUUUGAAUCAGCAGGUAUAACACAAUACUCAAUUGUGAUACUAAUAAUGAACUGAACUUAUUCAGUCAAUAAUUUGUGGCAUCAUAUGGGUAAGUACCCUCUGUCAUUCCCUGAACAUCAACAAGGGGACUUUAUUUAGAGCUUUUGACUCAUUCUGCCAACUAAUGGCUCUUCAACUAGCAUUGAAAAUGUUGUAUCGUGUACAAAAACAUUAUGUCUUCUUAUUCGGGAAACCAUCAAACAGUAGGAAACAUCAUUAUUAUCAAUUCAUGUGGCUUGACUAAAUCCAGUUGCCGGCCACAUAAAUAGAAUCAUAUGAUCUUAUUGUACUGCAGCGGUCGGUUAAAUUUAGUGAGCAUACCAGAAAUUUCAGUUCUUUCUGCUAACCUAACAAUAGAAAUCAGCUGUACUGCAUCACUGAAACUUCUGGAAAAUUCAAAAUAGAUACUGCCUCCCUUCCUGCAUGAAUCAAAACACACACAGGACCAUUGGUACAUUUUUUCAGCUGGAGAUAGCGGGCAGUGUGAUUAGCUGUUCCUCUCAGGUUUCUCUCCAUUUGCUGUCUUUCUAAAUCCACCAUUUGCUAAGACUUGACACCAGAUCAGCUUCACAUUGUGGGAGAGAUCAAGAAAGAGUGAAAACAGUUUAGAGUAAUUCCAUCUCAGGACUCCACAUGCCAGUUUGACCAUUUAAACAAUAGCAAAGAUAAAGAAAACAAAAAGAUAUUAUUUACAUUUAUGAUAUUUAUGACAUAGCAGGCAUACAAAUACUCAACUGCACUGAUUCAAUAUUGUUUUAUACAGCUGUAGUUUUAUCAGACAGAAGUCUUAUACUAUAAAUUUUCAACAAAGGGUGCUUUGGUGCUCAUACUAUGAUAAAUCCGUUAUACUGUAUGUGUCCUUGUUAGCAUCACAAGUCUGUUCCCAACAUCAGACAAAAAUAUCUCGGACGAAAGCCAGUGUGGCUGGGAUUGGACUCAUACCAUGAUUAAAAGGAUGGGUUAUAUUCCCGCUGGAAUUUCGUUUACUUUGGCAGAAGUAACUUCCACAAGAUCUGAUGGCUGUUUUAUUAGACUCACACUAUGUUUUUCUAGUGGCAGGAGUAGCAUUUUCUUUUCAAAAUGACCAAACUCCUUUUUUAUAUUCAAGAAAGUUUAAAUUCAUUUGUUAGUUUUUUGGGGGUAUUCUUACUUAGCAGUCCUGGUAACACUUCUUUAUGGUGUUAGAUUGUUAAAAAAAAUACAAGAAAUGCAAGAAAAGCACAUUUCCACUGAUGCCUAAUGUAGACUGAAAUAAUACAGCUGGCCUAUGAUGGUCGUUUUUAUCUCCACAAUGUACACACCAGUUCUGGCAGUUCCUGGAAACUUUACAUUGACCUUUGCGAAGCACGGUCUCUUAAUCCAGUUUGUUACUGCAUACUUGUUACCAUAGCAACAAAUCUCUCCGGUUGUGGGUCUGACUAAAGGCUACAUACCAGUGGUGUCUGACUCAGUUUUUGAGAAAUUUGCAAGGCUGACUUGGGCAGUAAAAAAAAAAAAAAAAUCAGUGUCCAGCUUUUAGUUUGUGGAAAUGUUUCUGUUCUGGUCAGUUAAAUGUAAACAUCCAUGCUGUUGAUACUGGGAUUAUCAAAGGUGUAUUUUGGGUGUAGCUGUUAUUUGCUUAAGAUUUGUAAAGACUUCUUUUUACAGCCAACUGUGUAUAAACAGGGAAAGGUUUAGCUCAUGUGUCUCUUUAUCUAUUCUUGUGCCGUGUGUUGAAACACUGGGAGGCAGAGCACUCUCAUCGUGCCACAUUCUUUCCUCUCUCUCCUCUGCUAAUCACAUUCAAGACCUCUCAAGUGGGCUGUGAUUAGAUUGUACAGGCAUCCACUGCUUCUGCUGCCAUAAAACAUGAAAGGGACAGAAUUAGAAGAACUAAGGCUGAGCUUUCUCACUACCGUCUGAGAUAAGUCUUUCCAUAAGAGCACAAAUCCACAUGCUGAUAUAGAGAUAUAGAUAUACGGUAUACUAGAAAGAGAAAAUAUGUUUAUUGUAAUCUGUUGUGGGUUGUCAUGUAGUAAUCUGUAGACUGAUGUGAUUGUAUGUUUUAAAAGCACAAUCCAAAGCAAGGCGAGUUUGCACAUUAUGUUCAGUUAUGUAAGCGCUGACAGGACCUUUCUGAGAGGCUAUUGUAUUGUAACGAACAGCUCAGAGUCAGACAGAGAAGAUUAACCUGCUGCCUGAAUGACACUGACCUUCUAACUAGGAGGACCGUGCUCCUGGUUUGCUUGUUCCAAUCAAGACAAAACACUGGAAAAAAAUGUUUUUUCCACAUGAUUUUCAUUUGUCUCGACAUUAUCUGAGUGGAUUACUCUGAAUUUUAGACUGACGUCAUGUCUCAGACAACACAGUGACUUUAGCUAUCUCGUUACUUUUCCUUUAACUACUUCCCAAUCAGAUACCCACUGAGCAUUUUUUGGUCUAAAAGAGGUCUAAUAGAUGUCUAAAUGUAUACAUCUAUACAAUGUGGUAUCUAUACUGCAUUGUAUAUUGCUCAACGGCUAUCGUAAUUAUUUUGGUUAAGUACUUGGAGAUCAGUUAAAGUGCAACAUCUAGAUUCCAUCUAAAAAUAUACAGAAUCUAGACCAUUGAAAUUAUGUCUAAAAGAAAAACUAGACAUCUAAUAGCCAUCUAUUGCUCAGUGGGUAGCCAGGCAACUUAUAGUGAAUUAUCUUGUUCUUUACCAGCAUUUCUUUUUAAGUCACAAUGUCUCAUUAUUAGCAGGUUUGACCAAAACACUUUUAGUUGGUGCAACUAAUCACAGCGAAGAAAUGUUUGGCUAAGCAGUUGGCCAAACAUUUCACACAAUUUCCUAGCUGAUUCUAACACUUUGUACGUCCGGUACACUCAAGUUUAACAGAUACUGGCAUACUAAAGGUUCCAGGAAAUAACAUGAUUCAGAUUGUCAGUGUAGUAGCCAUUCUGAACAUUAAUGAAAAGCCUCAUGUCAUUUUACCCUGAUCCACAGAAGAUAAACAAUUGUUUGUUCUGACCUAAAUCAUGAUGGAUAAAAAUCUGUCUGAUGGGAACCAGACUCAUAUGGUAGAGCAGAUAAAACAUAUGCUAUUUGCAGAUUAGUCUGGUUCUCAGGGCUACACUUUGAGAGAAGUGAGAGAGUGUCAACUUCAAAAGCAAAUCUGAGGACUGUAAGCUACAUUUUGAGUAACUUACUGAUUGCCCCAGUGGCUCAUGCUGCAGUGCUUAAGUUUAGCCUUACAGAGCUGCAUGCAUGGCUGUAGAUGCGUGGCUUUUUAAUUCACUUUCAUUUGUUACACAUUAUGAUAAGACCUUCAGAACUUCUUGAAUGAAAAGAAACAGAUAUGAAAAAAAGGCUUGCUAAAUUCAGGAGGUAAAAACAACAGUUCAGUCACAGAGAGUUGGCACAAAGAGUUUUGUUUAGCGAACAAAACGAUGGUGAUCAAUGAUGAAGAAUAUAACUGUUAGAACUGAAGAGCUUAACUGUUCAACUUUGUCUGUCUCUCCUGUCCCAUAGUGCUACAUAAUGAUGAUGGCUGCAACACUCCUCAAUCAGGGAAGCGUGCCAUCCAGUGCUUCAGAUGUGGGGAACCAUGCAAGGGAGAAGUGCUGCGGGUCCAGACCAGCUACUUUCACAUAAAGUGCUUCUCGUGCAAGGGUGAGAGGUGACCGCAUGUUGACAUAAGUCCUUUUGGAAAUUCACAGUGCAGAUAGAACAGACCAGAACAUCAUUAGAACUCUGUGCAGGUGUUUUACUUGCAAAAGUGGAGUCUUUGAAAAAAACCCUGAGAGCAGUUCUUUGAAUACUAACCUUAUGUAGAUGAAUGAGUAAAAGCUCCUAUAUGAAUUUAGUCUACAUCAUAAAAAUUAACAGAGGCUGAAUAACACUCUUAUAGAUGGUUUGAGUACAUUCAGCCAAAGGGUCAAUGAAAUUUGGGUGUCAAUCAUCAGCAUUCACCAAGGUACUAAAGUGCUUUUAGACGAGAUAACAUUGUGCUCGCAUAUCUCAUUCCCUCUGAUAAUUUUGGAUUGAACUUAGUUUGCAUCUCUGUUGCGUUGUUGUGAGAGUCCCUAGAGCUGAAACACUCAUCCACCGGAGUUACCCUGUUUUGUGGCAAACAUAUUCCCUCUGCAUGCAUCCAUCCCCACUAAUUUAAACAGACAAGCUUCUCAUGUUGUUUCCCUUUCAUCGCAUUGUGUUGGUGUUUACAGCAGGGACGAAACAAAGAGACUCUCAGUGCAGAGAGGCCUGCAGACCUUUAACAAGACCUGGAGGAUUGAGGGGGUAUUUGGGUUUUAAGCAACUUUUAUGUCACUAUGAGAAUAUAAAUAACAUUUUGUUAGUAUAACCAGUCAUUAAACUUCUAAUGUAAGUAUAUUCAGAGUAAUAUGAGCAUUUUUGUAUAACAUUUUACUUUUAUAUAACACAAAGUUAUCUGAUUAGACAAAAGGCAUUGGCAUGUCUGUGGUUAUUUUUGGCACUCAUCAAGCUAUCUCAUCCCAGUGACCAACACAAAGCCCUGCUGGUAUUCAGGACUAAAGCACUCCCUCUUGUGUGGCAUUGCUUUAAUAAAAAGAAAACACUAAGUUAAGUUAUUCAAACAUAAUUUUCACAAAUGUCAACACAGUGUCAUGCAUAUUUUCACAACUUAAAAUAAGAUUUUCCUUAAAAAUAAUAAUGUUGUACAUUGUGGGUGAGUCACAGUAGGACAGAAAAAGAGCAAGAAUCUGUCCUUGGCAUCUCAGUCAACUCUGUUGUGAUGUGAUCAGAGGGCAAGUGUCAGCAGUGGGUUUGGUGGUGUCAAAUGACUGUGAACAAAAUAAAGAGCACGCCUCCCUCCCUCCCUGUUGGUAACUCGUCACUCUUCAAAUAAACACAUAUACUACACACACACACACUGCCAUAGAGAAACAAACAUGUACCAGUGCACAUACUGUAUGAAGAACUGCACGCAGACAUAUAAACACUUAAACCCCCGAGGGAAUCAAAGGUCAGGCAGCUCCUAUAGCAAUUUGUCCUUCCUGAAUUGGAAACAGUUAAACAGCUGAAAUAAAUUGUGAUAAUUCUGUUUCUAAGUUUAUUUUCACUACUAAAACUCCACAAACAAAACAAGAAAAAAGUAUUAGCUGUUUAGCAACAGCAGAGUAGUAACUGGUAACAUAUAGUGAUCCACAUGCUAAUGACUGGGACAUUGAAUUUUACUGGGAUGGGAUGGCAUGAAGGGCCCACAAACACACAUGCAUACACACACAUCACUUUCUGUGAACCAACUAUCAUAUCAACUUUAGCUCCUAACAUUUAGGUGUCUUACAGAUGUAAAUAACAUGAAUUCCUGAAAACACAGGGCAAAUUCUUGCACUUUGUCAAAAUACCUUUCUCUUUGGCAAUAUUUUAGUACCAAAAUAACAGUUCAAUGGACUGAUUCCUCUCCUACACAUCUCUUAAAGUCCCAACGUAAAAACCACUAAACUAAUAUGCAAAGAAAGUGACCAUAUUCUGUUGCAGCUCAGUGCAAAUACAUCUGCAGUUGAUACUGACACAAAUCCUGUCAAUAAAGAAGGCAUGCUGCCCAUAAUAGUUGAGGAUAUUGGGGUGGCAUCUGAGAUGUCCAAUCAGGUUUCAUUAGUGGCCCAUGCCACCCCUCUAAAUAAGCCCUUGGGGACUAACACUUUUAAUGAGAAAUCUUUAUAAAGUGAUAAUAUUUCAAGCAGAAGAUGACAUGAAUAAACUGCAAGUACUAAACACCAAACUGAACCUGUUUUAAAAGGUGUUCUGGCUAAAGAGUCAAAUGGUUUACCUGUACUAAACUAACAAAAAUGAUGGUUUGUAGGAGAUGAAACGCUGUGAAAAGAGACAGGAGGUAGAAGCUAGAGUCUCUGUUCUGCAUAAAGAAUUCAAUGCAGAAUGUAAGUGUUUAAGUGGUCAAAGUUAAAUAGAUUUAACCUCUUAGUUAUGCUAAAGCUGCUAAUUGAUACCUUUGACCAACAUUAGAGAAACAGGUCAAAAAACACAUGGCAUGUGCUGCCACAUUAUGAAGCCACAGACAGGUUUGAAUGAAUGAGGUCGAGUGUCUACACCUUAAGCUGAUUAGCUUGAAGCCACCCCUCACCAGCUGUAUUAGCUUUACAUUUAGCCGCUAACCUUGGAUGUCAACCGGGUUGAGCAGGAAACCAGUCUAUCCACAGCUGUGACACCAGCUUAUCUGCACCAGUAAAAAUGGUACCCAUGAUGCAUUGCUUCAGAGAUAAUAUGAAAUAGUUGCUUUUUGCAUUAGUAUUUUUUCUGCCAUUCUCAAACCUUGUGAUAUGUUUCUCUCUGUAUUUCUUUGUGUGUGUGAAGUGUGUGGCUGUGACCUGGCUCAGAGUGGUUUCUUUAAUAAGAAUGGUGACUACCUGUGCCCACUGGACUUCCAGAGGCUCCACGGCACGCUCUGCAGCAGCUGUGGGGAGUUUGUGGAGGGAGAGGUGGUCACAGUCCUCGGGAAAACUUACCACCCAGCGUGCUUUGUGUGCACUCUUUGCAAGUAACUGAGACUUUUGAUCACCCUGUAAUGCUUAGAGAAAAAUGACUUAAAUCUUAAAUGAUUUUGAGGCACAUCUUUAUCUCUUUAUUUGAUUCUCAGACAACGCUUUCCUGCGGGAGAUUGUGUUACCUUCAGUGGGAAAGACUGCCUCUGUCAGCGCUGUAUUCGGCCCAUGUCACCAACACCGAACAAUGUCCGCUAUCCCAGCAGUAAGUUCAGCUUUAUAGAGUCAAGGAAAAUAACUUCAUUAGUGCCCUAAGUUAUUGAUCAUUCAGUUUUUAGGGACAAAGAAAACCACAACACCUCAGGACCUGAUAACUACAUCAGCUUUUGCCAAAGAGAUCUUGAACGUCUCUCUGGACUCUAAAUAGUGUUACUAAUUCAAGUUCAAGUCCUCCCUAGUGCUUUUUAUACCUUUUUACAACACUGUGUUGUCAUUAGCCUUAAAAAAUCCAGAUCUUUUCGGGUCAAGUACGCACUAACAAGUGAUCUUAUAGAGGGCAACCCUCCACCUUGACUUUAUAUAGCAAGGGGAUCAAUAGAGGAUCCAGACUUACAAAGCCUCUGGAUUAACAGGAUCUCCCUGGGGGAUUUAGCAGAAAGAAACUUGUUUAAUUCUAGUAAGGGACAGGGACUUUCACUUUUACUUUUUCGUAAAUAUAAUUAGCUCUAAAAAUAAACAGACAAAAUGACAUAACUGUACCACGUAACAAGAGAUAAAUUAAGCCUAAAAGAUUGAUUGAAACACUGCAAGUCUGUUCAGCUUACUUGUACGUGUGUGUGCGUUUUCAGACUGCUCUGGCUGUGGCCGAGACAUAAAGAACGGACAGGCUCUGUUGGCGAUGGCGGGACAGUGGCAUCUCGGCUGCUUCAAGUGUAAAAUCUGCAAGAAAGUGCUGAGCGGAGAAUAUAUCAGCAAGUAAACACAUAACUGUCCUUUCUUCCAGCUUUUAUCAUUUUAUCUUAUUUCAAAAGGUAUAAAUGACUCUUAACAUCAAAUAUAAAGUUAAGAAAAGGAUGUUUCUUUGUCUUUCAGGGAUGGUGUUCCAUAUUGUGAGAGGGACUACCAGAUUCAGUUUGGAGUACAAUGUCAUGCAUGUCAGAAGUUUAUUACAGGAAAAGUCUUAGAGGUGAGAAAUACUUUCAGUGAGUGUCAAAGUUGGGAUUUGAUCUGUGACUGCAUUUUAAGCUAGCUCAAAAGUUUAUUUAAUGUAACAAUACAAAUCUAUAACUACUGAAAGACUGUUUUUGUCUGUCUUAACAAGGAUUAAGCUCAUAUUUGAAGUUGGAUGAAUGAAUUAUCCUGUAAUUAGCUUUCAUUAUCAUUUCAUUCACAAGUUUUUACUUAUUUUGACUAAAGAUGUGUUUUGUUUUUUUUUUUUAAUCACAACUUCACUUUGGUAAUUAAACAACAAUGUACAGAGUGACAGUUUAACUUAGUGGUGAAAAUGAUUAAAUCAAGUGUCCCAUGUACUGAGGCUUCAGUCGUUCACAUAAGACCUGGGUUCAGUUUCCGCCUGUGGCCCUCAGCUACUUAUUAUUCCCGCUCUCUCAAGUUUCUAGUUUUAUCCACUCUCCUGUUCUCUAAAUAAAAGUCUUAUAUCUGUGGAUAUGAUGGUUUUUGGCAUUUACAGUUUGAUAUGAAUACUAUAAAAAGCCCUUUAAUUGUGGGUGAGUAUGUCUGUUUUUUGCAUGUAUUCAAGAAUGAAGCCGGUGUGUGAGGAGACAGUAAUGAGGGGAUCUUUAUAUUCUAACAUCCUGAGAUCACCUCCAUACUGUAUCAUAGUUUAUGGGGACAAGGGAAAAUGAUCAGAAUCAGAAUACUUUAUUUAUCCUGGAAGGAAAUUCAGUGUAAAUCGCACUUUUAUCAACAACAGAUCUAUUUAAUUUUAUGAAAAAAAAACUGAUACUUCCUUAUUAUAUGGGCAUAGACAUGCAUGUCUCUGUAUAUGUGUAAAAAGUAAAGGGAUGGCUGUUGUUAACUCUUAUGGCUCUUAUAUCCAGGCAGGGCACAAACACUAUCACCCCAGCUGUGCACGAUGCAACCGAUGUGACCGGAUCUUCAAAGAGGGUGAAGAAAUGUAUCUGCAAGGUCAGUUCAAGACAGAAACUACUGCAUAUGGAUUUCCAUGAAUUUUCAUACAUGUAUAUUUAAUUUCACAAGCUGCAAUUUUCUUUUUCACAAGUCCAGGAUAUCAAAUAAUACCUGUAGACAACUGUUUUUAAAUUUACAGGAAAAACUAUUUGGCACCCUUACUGCAGAGACAUCAGCAGCAGAAGUGAGGACAACUACAGGGUAAGAGUUUAGUUAAAAACAUAUAUCAUGUGUUAGGGAUUCACACAGGUUUUUAGGAGGGCAGCUGGUGCAAAUACCUGUGCAAUGUCAUCAUGAUACCCGAGUUAGUUACUAAGCAUGCCGAUCUGAACACUAUCGCUUCAUUACAUGCUCUCUUCCUCCUCAGGUCAGCAGACAAAAAACACCUUGUCUUGAUUUCUUUUACCCUCCACAUGAGCUGAAGGUUAAUACUGAACAAGCUUGCUGCUUGCACCUGUAGUUUUUCUUGCGUGAGCUUAAUCUCAUGUCUUGAGAUUAACAGCGCUGACUUGUUUUACAUGCAAUGUGAACUCUUUGCUCACUGAGUUUGCCAGUUAGAUCUUGUGUUUGUGAUUCAACAAAGCCAGACGAGGACACAAGAAAUUAAAAACUACAAGAUUAAGUUUGUUUUUUUCUCUUUAGAAAUGGUGUAAAGGGAGUUUUAUAUUGUAGGGCACCUAUAAAGGUAAUGCAAUGAUUAUUUAACCAUAUCUACACCUUUAAAUAAAGUUAGCUUUAACAUAUCCAACAAUGACAGUUCUGCAUAUUCGACUGUAUUGUUUACAUUCAUCUCCUGCACAAUCACAAAUGAUCUUAAUCCAGACAAAGCUAAACGUCAUGGUGGCACUUUGAUGGUGUAAUUUAGGAUAGUGCUAAAGGUUGGACAGUCACAGCAAAGAUUACACAAUUAAUUCAGCAAACUAAUUGUGAGAGUAGUGUGAAAGAGGACAUUUCAGGUCCACUUUGGGAUCCCACUCACCCUGUCGGGGCUCUGAUCCAUGAUGACAACCUGCUCACAUUACUCUGCUUACAAGACUACUUAUUUGUUGUAUCAAUAAUUUUACACCAAAUAUUGAUUUUGAAAUCAUUCAAUAGACCCUGCCCCCACAACAGCCAUGUCCUUGUGCUAAGGGUGGGAAACUCCUGUUUCACUAUCAUGUAUUAGUGGGUCACAAAUCGUACAAAUCUCAGUAUUCUGACUAUGUGUGGUUAUUUCACAGCCACACAGACUAAAGACGGGGAUGAUCAGGAGAAAUAGAUCAUAUUCUCACUUGGAAAGAACAUUUGACAGCCCAUUAGCUAACAUCCGAACACAUUAUCAUAGUAGUCAUCUAUAAAACAAACAAUAUGCUCAUGCAAAAGUUUCUCUUUUCUUGUCAUGCCUUUUUUGUUUGAGUGCCAUCAUCACAUUAGUAGAGCUCUCUCACAGCCUUCAGUUUUUGCCUUUAACCUUUCCUGCCCCUUUUCACUGUUUGUCUCCUUUUUGGUUUUCCCACAGAUUGCACAUUAAUGAUUUUACAUUUAGUUAGACUGUGUGUUUCUUUGCGUGUUUCUCAUUUCAAUGGUCUUCUAUCAAGAGAUAACAGACUAUUGUGUUGAACAAUUGCUUUGGUGUAACAAAACACAAGUGCUCCCUCCAGCCAAAUUUAAACACGGAACAAUAGACAGGUUGAAAUAUGUCUAGCCUUCACUGAUGGGUAGAAAACAUUGUUUUGUUUCUUGUGCACAUAAUUGGCAUGUAGGUGCAUGAUGCUGAUUGUGCUUGUAGUGUAGAGACUCUGUAAGAGAGGCUGAAGCUCAAAGUGACGUCAAACAAACAGUCACGUUUCCUUUUUCUUUUUCCUUAGCCCACGUCCUCAUCUGAGAGCUCAUCCUCCAGGCCGGGCUCAUGCACCCCAGGGAGUCCUGGUCGAACUAUCUGUGUAAGUUCAGACAAAAGCCUCCACCUCAAAUCUUCCAUGGUGCAUUAUUCACCAUGGGUUGAUUUACAUUUAUCCUUUAUUCAUACAGGGGAAUCGCAUGGACAAAGGGUCUCUCAUGCAAGAUGUUUCUUUUUGACAAUAAAUGUUGGCCUACUUUAAUAUCGAUGACAUUUGUAAAUGUUUUGAACUGAACCUUGACUGGUUGGAAGUAGUUUCAUCUUGCUUUUAUACAAAUGGGGUUUCAAUUGUGGUUGAAGAAUGCUUACUUCUUAAAUUAAUCAUUAAAAUAAUGAAAAGAACAACCACAUAUUGAACAAGAAUUUAGAUUUGUACGCUUAAUCAAUUUGAAUUUGCUGCCAAUUCAGAUUGUAUUUGACUGCAAAAACAACCCGGUGCUUUCAGUGUCCUUUUGAUUCCUCCAUUUAGUCUUCUAUGAUCCAAACCUUUUUUUUUUUAUCGUAUGGAAUGAACUUUAUACCCAUAAAAAAAUACAAAUAAACUCACAUUACGAGCUGAAAUAGUUUUGUACUGGAAGCCAAACUAUACAUGUAUAUAUACGUAUGUUGAAGUAAAAACAGGCAACAGAUUAUCUUCAUCUGUCACCACCAUGUGCCAAAAUUAACUAUCUGUGGUGUUAUGGGAUUAAAGUUUCAUUCCUCUGUGAAGUGGUGUAAUGAGUGACCUUUGACUUUUUACCUUUACUGUAUGUUCCUUCUGCCCUCCCCCUCUUUGCUCUCCUCCCUUCUCCUGUCCCCUCUCCUCAUUGUCUUGGUCCCAGGCAAAAGUAGAUAAUGAGAUCAUUGAUUACCGAGACUUAGCGGCAAUUCCCAGAGUCAAGGCUAUAUAUGAUAUAGAGCAUCCUGAUAUGAUAUCUUAUAAGAGUGUCAACGACACCCCCUCUACUUUGGACAACAAGAGCCACAGACAGGACAGGCAAAUCCCCGCUGAGGUAAUUCAUUCAAUGCUCCAAUUUUUAUCCAGUGACAUGUUUGUGUGUCAUUGUUGGUGUGUUUUUUCUUGGUUUGACGUAGGAGUCAAACCAAGUGACGUAUUUUGACGUUUAAACGUGAGUGUGUUUUGUUCAAAAUGAAAAAAGGCAUUUACUCCUAAAUGGAUAGAUGUCUCUUUGUGUAUUUGAGAGAAAUAGUGUGUCUGCAUUAAGAAAACGCCUCAAUAUUGUGUCAAAAUCCAGACAAACAGAAAACAUUAGCAUUUUAAUGGCCGAGCACCCUCAGUAAGCAUCUUCAAAGUAUCAAACUAUGAGAAAUUAGUUGAAACUCAGUUUGAAAUAAUUGUCAUUUACUAUUGUGUCAUGUUGUCAGUUGCUGGAAUUAAUUGCACGUUGUUGACUAACUAUUCACAGCAUCAGAUUUUGGAGUUAGCAGUGCAUUAUAACACUUACUAAUGCAAAGCAGGGCUCAAAAUAAACUUAUUUUUAACCUGGCAGCAAUAGUACUCCGACCUUCAAAAAGUCAGCAGCACCAGCAAAAGUGUUUGAGCACCCACUGAAAAUAAAGAAACACCACAACUGCUUACUGUACAUAACCUGUGAAGUUAGACGGCCUAAAAAGAAAAGCGAUCCCUCAGCCUUCUCUCCAGCUUCUGUCUUCAGCUCCUUUGAAUUUGCAUUAGUUAGUUCCCUGUCAUGUGAUAAUGCAGGGCAGUGAAAGGCACUGAUUGAAGGUUAACACUAAUCAAUCUUGAAACAGCACUCAAACUUUAGACUAUUAACUUGACAAUAAGACAUAAACCAAAGGUGUCUAACUAAACCAACCCAGUCUACAGAAGUGUUUUUCUUUGCAAACUGAGCAGAUUUUUGUGCUUGGUUUUCUUUGAGAUAUGAGCGUUUAUUUUAUUUUGUAGGUGCUUAGAAGGGGCUAAAAUAAGACUAUUUUAUGCAUCUGUGCUACUUGUGGCCACAUUUUCCAGAGGCUUUAAAUAAUGGGUUGCUCAUAUUAAUGCAUAAAUAAUAACAGAGAUUGUUUACUUACUAUUUCAAAAACUGAUCUAGAGACGGAAGUGUAGAGUUGCUAUUAACUUGCUACUGCCACUAACUAAGAGUAACUAGAUGUAUUUCCCUCAUAAUCAAACCUUUUGUUUUCUCCUUUUAUGUGUUUAAACUGGAAAACCUUAUAACUCUCACAACCUUAUCACCCCUCAAAUUUAGCUGAAGAAUAAGAUUUGUAAUAAAUUUAGAUGCUCUAAAACACAUUUGGACUUUUGGCAUCAAGGACUUUUUUCUUGAUAUCAGACAAAUGUGGAGAUAUAAGGUUUCUUCCUAUGUUUUUGCAAUACAGGGGUGUGUCCAAAUGGAUUGUCUGGGGUGGAAUGAUCCCCACAAAAUCAGUUCAGUGACCCCAGGAGCCACCCCUCCAUACAUACAACUUUUUCUUCAAAUAGUUUAAGAAUUCAUAUUUAUGACUUUAUACUAGCUACUCCUUUAAAAUAAAAAUAAAAUAAAAAAAAAACAUUGCAUGAAUCCCUCGUGUUGGUAAUUAUUGGAGACAUAGUUAGUGGAGACAAAAAUGCUAGAUGGAUGAUUUUCAAACACGUGUCACUGAAUGUUCACACUUCAUGUCAUCCCAGCAUAAGUCUAAGCCCCAGUUGGGACACCCCAAUCAAAAGUGUGGGCACACCCCUGUAACUGAAUGCUUUUUUUCCCUUUAUGAUUGAUGUUACUGAUGUAUUGAUUUGUUGUCUUUUAUUUAGUCCCCGGGCAACGUAUCUGAAGGUACUGAGGUAAUUCUUUCUUUAUUUUACCCAAAUAUACACAGACGUUUUCACACAUGACUCAAUCUUUGAAAUCUUUUAUAUAUUGUGCAUCUUAAAGUUUUUUUUUCUUUGUAUUUUAAAGGACAGUUUAGAAAUAAGAAAGUACAUACCAAAAUCUACAAGUCAUGGAUCUUUUGGAGUUCACGGGGCAUACAAUCGUCACAGCUACACCCCAACUCUGUCCAGGUCACCUCAACACUUCCACAUGCCAGGUGAGACAGGACCCUCGGUUCUUAUUGCAUAGAUAUGAAUCCCCCCUCUGCUCUCUUUUUCUCUGUUCCUCUGUCUCUACAAUCUAAAAACACCUUCACUUUCUUCCCACAUCUUCUGUGGUAUGACAAGCAGGGAUGAAGUCCUCUCCCUCUUUGUGCUCUGACAACAAUGACACUUGCCCUACCUCCCCUUUAUUUCACCACACCCUCCCUCACGCCAAAGGUAAGCUCCUUUUUUCCGAUGCACCCCUCCUCUCACUUUCUUUAUCCUUACCUGUUUGUUUAACCUUAAAAUCUCCUAAUGAAUACAAAUGUAUAAUGGAAGUUGAUACUCCAGAGAAGUGGGAAUAUGGUGAACCCAAUUACCAAAAUUGUAGAAAACAAAAAAAAAAAAAAAGGUUUCGGGGUUUAUUUAUAAAUGCUUUUUGUGUGCGUCAUCUGGGUUGGGGUGAACACCUGUACAGGUACCAACUAAAAACCGUUUUUGUCACUGUAUUUUGCUUACUCCAAAAUACCAAUAAAAAAGACCCUUAAGAAUAGAAAGAUUUGACUGUAGACACAAGCUGCGUCCGAAUUGCCAAGUAGUAGUCGAAGUAGUAGUCGAAGUAGUAUCUAGCAUGUCCGAAUUGGCCACCGGAGCGGGUAGCAUGCUACUUCAGAUACUACUUCAGAUGCUAGACACGCCCACAUUGUAGGUUGGUCUCGGUGCAUCCUACGGGCAUGCUACUGACCCAAAAUGCACCGCGGGCUUCUUCUUCGUCCUCUUAAAAGUUGUAGAGGCGCAUGUGAUGCUAGCGCCACCAGCUGCUCUGCCUAUUUAAAAGUGUCGCGAACGCCGGCUGGCCACAGCAGCGCGCACCAUGUCGGAGCAGCAGCAGCAGCAGCAGCAGGCGGGACCGCAGCAGUACAGAUGUAAGUUUCAUGUAACUUCACACACUGUCCUAAAAAAUGUGCGGUUGUAUCUCUUUGUCAUGUCAUGGUGUCAUAUUUGCCCAAGUAAUCAUUUUAUGAGCAAGUGGCGACAUCAUGGAGGUAAAGCUCACUUAUUCCAUCAUUAAACUGCACAGCUGCAGUACUACAGCCAGGCCCGCAGAUGAGGGGCUUCAGUUACCACUGUCUGCACGGGCGCAGUACCUACUCUCUGCCUGCGGGGGUCGUCUUUCCCCACCGCUCGUCUAGUGUGUCCGAAUUGGGCCAACGUUUUUAGUAUGUAGGAGUAGGAUCUAGCAGUAGCACGUAGCAGUAGCAUGUAGUAUCCGAGCGGGCAGUUCGGACGCAGCAACAGACUGGGCUCUACUUCUUAUUUAGAAAUACUGAGCCAUCUAGUGGUCAAAGUAUAAGAGACUGUCAACCACAAACACACACUCUGCCAACAGUGACAGCCCAGCUCUCAGUGAAGAGGGAGCUGCCCUCUAUCUACUCCAACAUGUAAAAAUAAUUGAUGCAAAUCUAUAUUAGAGUAGGUUUGUAUUAAUAUUUUACAGUUUACUGAAAAUGUAUUCAUGUCUCUGUUUACUCUUAUUCUGUUAUAGUUGUUUUGUGAUUCAGAGUCUGUUUUGCAAUGGGCAUGUUUGUGUUUGGAUAAAAUAUAACAACUUUGACAUGUAAUUAUUGGCAUGUUUUUUCUAUUUGUUUUUCCUUUGUUUUUUCCCUUUAUUUCUUUUUUUUGGAGCUGAAAAUAUCUAGCCGCUAACAACCUGUCCAGCCUAGGUUAUUUUUUUGCAAUGGCUAGCAGUGUACUGUCAUCAAACUGAUUUUAAACAACAAUCUACUAUCUGUACUUGAAUGCUAAAUAUAUACUGUUAUCUGAGUUUAGCCUUGAUCUGAUGAGACAGCUUGACAUAGACAGGGAAUGUGUUGAGACAAAGAAGCAAAUGACAUGAACUAACUCAUGUCAAGCCUAGGAAUCAUGCCUACAACCACAGCCUCUCUACCCAGCUAACUCAGCAGUCAAAUGUAGAAGUUUUUAUGUUUGUCAUGAGCACAGAAUGAUGAUUUUGACAAUUAAAAUGAAGCAGGAUACGAUUUCUGUUUUAUCUUUAUCAGAAAACACUUCUUAUACACUUUAAGGGAUGAUAACAUUAAAGGUGCAUCACUGACAAUAGGGGGUGCCAAAUCCACACAAACUAAAGUUCCUUACUGGAGCUUUGGGCAAUAUUUCUCUUUAUGCACAAGCUGAAAUUCAAAAUGCAGCAAAAUGUUUACACUGACUUUGUGUCAUUCAGAUUCUGUUGUGUGUUAUUUCAGAAUUCAUUUUUUUUUAACGGUAUUAUUUUUCUUUUCACAGACGAUGGCUUCAACAUGUACAGGAGGCCGCCCAUUUACAAACAGAAAGGUACUUAAAGGCCUAUUUCCUUCAGGAUGUUACAUUGUUAAUGAUGUGAGGCUUGAAAUGGCCACAUGCUUUAAAAGGUACUGAUAGUUAUUUUUUAAUUUUUUAUUUUUUUCAGUUAUAAAAAUUGUUGCAUGCUUGUAGAUUUUAGAUUAUAUUGGUCUUUCAGUUUUGGUGCAGUCAUAUGUUAUGUUGUAAAAUAUACAAACUGCAAUAUAUCGAAUUAAAGGUAAAGUUAUUAACAUGUGUCAUCCUUUGAAACUUGUAAUUAUCACCAUUCAUACACUGAAGAUGUUGGUGGAUUACUUCUUUGCGUCAGAGUUUUAUUCAAAAUAAAUGAUUUUCUCCUUUUUUAGACAUCUUUCUAUUUCCCUUUUCCUUUUUUUGUUGAGCGCUCUAUAACCUACAUUUUACAAAAAUAAAAGGUAUUAGAGACUAUUAUAUCAAGUGAGUACAAAUGCUGAAUCUUGUUAGUUAAAUUGGGUUGGUAAGAAAAUGUAGCCAAGAAAUUUUUGACUCAUUCAAUGUCCAAGACUAUUUAAGGUCAUACUAGUCAGCAUAUAAGGUAUUUACAGUAAUCUGUAGACAAACAGAUUGCAAAGUUAACAAGUUUAACCUCAACGAUGGUGUCAAAGGUGGUUCAUAGGUACCUAAUAAUAGAAUAAUACUAGGAACUCUGUAAAGCAAAGUAGAGGGCUAAAUCAAGACCUUCAUGAGUCCAUUUUACUCAGCUGGGCUGAUCUAAUCGGGGUAAAGACUAGAGUCUGAGUCCUUAUGGUCUGAUGAAGAGCUUAUCUGUCUGCUGUUGACUUUCUUAUAGAUCCCACGACCCAAACACUGUCCCUGCCUGGGUACGGUCGUAACAGUCUCAGCCAGGUGAGAACAACAUCAUUAAUCACUACCUGGUUUUAUUACACAGUAUGACUGAGGCUGGAGGAUGUGUUUUUGUAAACCCACGAAACCACUGUAUAAUUCUCUUUCAUCCACUCUGUAUCAAAGCUGUAUAAUUACUUCUAAUUUAGUUUUUUACGUAACUGCUAUUCAUUUACUCACUUAUACAUACACUGUAUAAUAAUUGUUGAUUGGUUAAUAGUUACAACUGCUUAUUAUUUUAUUUUUCCAAUAAAACAGUAGCCAGUCAAGAAAUACUAUUCAUCCACCCGUUUACUAUCCAUCUAUCUGAAAUGAAAUAAAAAUUGUGGUCCCAUUCUAAAUAUAUAUUAGACCUCUUACUUGCAAAAUUGUGCAAACAGCACCAAAUGCUUUCAACAACUAAUUUUCAUCUAUUGCGUUCCUAUACCGACACAAAAUAAGCAUAUAAAAUAAGUGUUUUUUUCAGUUGUUUUGGCUCCAAACAGUCUCAACAUUGGCUAAACUUUCAGCAAAAUUGUCUCAUUAGUUUUAUGGUAAAAUAAACCCACUUUGUUCUUGUUUAUUGGUGAGUGCCGAAAACAAAAGUCCGGCCAGAGAUUUUUUCAACACCACGUAUGAUGUAAAUGGCUGUUGUCAAAAUCUGUUUUAUGUGUUUUCUUCUUCUUUAGCCUCGAUCAGCUGAUUUUUCCAACUACAAUACUGACAGAUUCAGAGGUAGGGUGGAGUUUUUUUCAUGUUUUUGUUUGUCAUUCAUUAAAAAAAAAAGAGUUCAGAUAUUAAUUUGCUUUUUCUAUUUUCUUUCCCAUUUCUCACAGACUUUAAGGUAUUUUUGAAGACCAGACUGGAGUUUCAUGUCCAUUAAAUCCAUGCUUGGUUGAGUGCAUCACUAAAUGACUGUCUGCUUGAGCAUGUUUUUCUGAACUUCCUCAUGUGUACCUCCAUUAUUAUAACAUGUUGCCCAAGUGAUUUGUUCAUCAUAAGUCUUUGAUACACCUGUACUUUUACUUUGUUAUUUGGCUUUGUGCUUUGCAGUGACUAAUCCUGUCAUGACAUUUUCUUGUUGCAUGUGUUUGCUUCAUUUUGUAGCUCAACAAUGGCGGUCACCAUCUAUUAACACACAUGGACAGAGGAGUCUCAAUGCCUAACUUGUUGGAACCAAAAGCAAGUAUUACUUAAUGAGCCGUGUUUUUACCACCAUGUAGAUCUCUGUGUGUGAUAUAGAAAAGUUUUACUGCAUAAGCACCUUGAUGAAAUAUGAAAACAAUGCCUCAGCAUUAUAUCUGAGGACUUGUUGGGUUUCAAGGACAACUUCUCUGUCAUCCUCCCUGUGUUUAUAGCAUACUUGAGUCUGCUUGUAGAAACAGCUUCUGAAAGGAAUUUCUAUAGUAAGGGCUAAAGAACUGAUGCCAUAUAUCAUGUUGUUGAAAGCUGAAUUGUAUUUUUUUUUUGUAUAGAUGUAUUGCACACAAAAGCCCAUAUACAAAGUGUUCAGUACAUUGAGUUUAUAUGCUGCAGUUUGCUUGUCAGCUUACAGAGCGUUUUCUUUGUCAUGUCAAGGUCUAUCCGUAUGAAAUCCUCACAGUUGCUAACAGAGGCCAAGUAAAGCUUCCAAAGGAUGUUGACAGAACAAGACUUGAGGUACUAUAAUGUGAGAAAACCAAAGAAAGGCUGCAUUGAAGACAAAUGGAUCAUUGCACACAGAUGCUAACGAAAAACAGCACCAAAUGUCCUCCGAGCAUCUGUGGUUAACAUUUAAAAGCCAAUUUGUAUCUUAAUUACAUUAACAAGAAUAGCACUUAUGUGUCUCUCAAACCUAUAGUAUGAGUUUGAAAUUCAACACACCAAAACAAUAAACUGAGAACUAUUCUGUUUUUUUUCUUUCCUUUGCAGCGUCAUCUAUCCCGUGACUCCUUCUUUGAGAUCUUUGGCAUGGAUAUUCAAGAAUUUGACAAACUGCCUCUCUGGAAACGUAAUGACAUGAAGAAGUCAGCAAAUCUCUUCUAAACUGCUGCCCAAAGCAUGUUGUAACUUACUGACAGUAUGCAGUAACUUCCAAUCCAGCAUUUAACAACUCAACAUUUUUCUUUGGCCAAGAAAUAAAUCAAUUUAUCCUUUUUAGGGGCAAAAUGAUCCUUUUUUUAUCCUGUCAGUUUAAACAGACUGCUGUAUGGAUAAUGUUAAACCUAUUAUACCUCAAAGCAGAUAUGAACAUGAGAACUCAUCUUAGCUAGCCAGAGAGUACCCUCACACUGGACAAACCAGUUAACCCUUAUGUUGAUAAAUCUAAAAUGCAACCGAUUUCAUGGCACUUUUGUAGCAUGAAUACAAUUAUUAGAAACCUUUGUAUAUCAUUUUUACCCUUGUAAUUCUGAUACAAGAUAUGGAUCAGUUCCCUCAAGGUCUGAAUGCAUUUUACCCUUGCUGUCUCAAUAGCUCCUUAAUGAUAUAUUUUGUUGCUCUCUAUGGACUGAGGAAGUGUAUGCUUUAUUUUAUGUUCUAUUCUGACUUUUCUGUAAAAAAUCAUCACUGGGUUUGUAACCUUGGCUCUGUUUUUCCAUCACAACACCUUAAACAUCCUGAAAUAAAAUCUUAUAUUUCCAAUGAGUUCAAAA